This is a messenger RNA of Cotesia congregata, 3733 nucleotides long. Lineage: Eukaryota; Metazoa; Arthropoda; Insecta; Hymenoptera; Braconidae. The record is from the annotation of a GenBank genome assembly.
AUAAAAAAAAAUGUUUGCAGUAGCAUCACCACACGCAGCAGUAAUCGACGGACAAUCAAGUACAGACAGCGUAGGAACACACAGUGAUGUUUCAGGCAAUACGACGAUAUCAACAAAACCAAAGAUCCAGGUUGUCUGUGUGAUCGACUUGACCCAGCCGGAGAAUCUCAGUGACCGAAAGCGUGCAUUGGAGGAAAUAAAGCAAGCAUGUUCUUUAGUAAACACCAGUUUCAAUAUGGUCCAGUUCGAGAAACUGGACUUUGGAGAGACAAAUGUCUUGGAUUUGUUCUACAACGCGGACGUAGUGGUGGUCGACCUGAGUAUCAGAGACCAGCAGUCGGCUCUUUUUUACCACCUUGGAGUGCGAGAGAGUUUUGGAAUGAAAGAGAACAUAAUGCUCUUCAACGACAUCGAGUCUGAGGCGACUGUACGUCUGAAAGUGUCCUGCUGUAAUUACACAUUCGUUCCUUACCGAGUGCUCGAAUGCGGAACCUGUGUCACCACUAUGAGCAUGAAACCCGCGCGGGCUGGAGAAGAAGUCCUAGAUCCAAAGCAGCAUCUCACGCUGAGGCUAAAAAAACUCCUCCAAGAUGUCGAGGUUCAGUCGAAAGCUCAUAUGAAGGAAAAGUUUCUCGCCGAUUUGCGUAAAGCUCGCGAGAGUUUCUCCGGAGCGGAAUUAUCGCGUGCAAUAAAUAAUAUGCGCAAGCGACUUGACGAUCCAAAUGUUCUCUCUGGAGAAGUUAUUUUAAAUAUCAUGAUUUCAUACCGCGAGAUCCAGGACUACGACGCUAUGGUACAGCUCGUUGAAGAUCUUUACACGAUCCCGAAUCACAAAAACUACAUCAACACCCCGAUGAUUACUUAUCUGUACAGCUUCGCUCUGAGUCGGCGGAACAAAGAAGGUGAUCGCGAACGAGCUGUUAGGAUUGUUGAAAAAGCGCUAGAGAAAAAAGAAAACCACGUUCCUGAUAUGCUAUGUCUCUGCGGAAGGAUUUACAAAGACAGGUUCGUUGAAAGCCGUCACAGCGAUCAGGAAAGUCUAAAAAAUGCUAUUCACUGGUACCGCAAAGGUUUUGAAGUUCAGCCUAACGAGUACGCGGGUGUUAAUUUGGCGACGUUGCUAGUAAUCGCGGGUAAUGACUUUAGCAACAGCGAAGAGCUACAACACAUUGGGAUGGUUUUGAAUAAUUUAAUAGGAAAAAAAGGAAGCUUGUCGAGCCUGAAGGAGUACUGGGAUAUCGCGACAUUCUUUGAAAUAAGUGUCCUGGCUCAGGAUUAUGCAAAAGCACUGCAAGCUGCUGAAUGCAUGUUCAAAUUAAAAGCACCCAAUUGGUAUUUAAAGUCAACGAUUGGAAAUAUUUCGCUGAUUAAUAGGUUUAGAAAGAAGAAUGAAGAGAGUGAGUCUUCGGCAGAAGAACAGAUAUUUAGUUUUUGGAUGGAUUAUUUUAUCGUAGCUACCGAGAACGAUGUUAGCAAUUGCAUCCGCUUUCCGUUGCUAAUUCUAGAGCCGUCGAAAAUUCUAAUGCCGUCUUACGUUAAUGUUAAUCUGGGUGCUGAAGAAAAAUCUAUUCAGAUUGUUAAUAUAUGUUUGAAUUGUUUGAAAAAUAAUUGUAAGCAAGUUCACGACUGGCUUUUCACCGCGAAUAUGAUUCGCAGUGUCAGUUUGUACAAACGUGAUAAAAGGUGCUUGUUUUUGUACGUCCACGAAAAUUCAGACGACUUCCAAAUGUUUUUUCCCUCGGAAAUCUGCAGGCAGAGGUUCUAUGAUCUUGUACUGGAGAUGACGGUAGACCAAGAGGGAAUGGUUACUAAUUUGGAUUCUUAUAUGACUGAUGGGCAAAUCAAGUAUGAGUAUGAAUUAGAUGACCAGGGGAAACGUACUGUGCUUGGCAAAGGUACUUAUGGAAUUGUUUACGCAGCGAGGGAUUUAAAUACCCAAGUUAGGAUCGCUGUUAAAGAAAUAAGGGAGAAAAAUUUAGGAGAUGUACAGCCGUUGCAUGAAGAAAUAAAAUUACACAGUCAACUGAGGCACCGGAAUAUUGUACAGUACUUGGGCUCGAUAAGUGAGGACGGAUUUUUUAAAAUAUUUAUGGAACAAGUACCUGGAGGUAGUUUAUCUGCUUUGUUAAGAUCUAAAUGGGGGCCACUGAAAGAGAACGAAUCGACAAUAUCGUAUUACACUAAGCAAAUUCUUGAAGGAUUGAAAUAUCUGCACGAUCAAAAGAUUGUUCACCGUGAUAUCAAAGGUGAUAAUGUAUUAGUAAAUACGUACAGUGGCGUUGUUAAAAUAUCCGACUUUGGAAUGUCUAAAAGACUAGCUGGACUUUGUCCAAGUACUGAAACAUUUACUGGUACAUUGCAAUAUAUGGCGCCGGAAGUUAUUGAUAAAGGACAACGAGGAUAUGGUGCACCGGCGGAUAUAUGGUCAUUAGGUUGUACAGUAGUAGAAAUGGCAACAGGAAAGCCUCCCUUCAUUGAGCUUGGAUCGCCUCAGGCUGCAGUAUUCAAGGUGGGAUAUUACAAGAUACAUCCGGAAAUACCGUCGGAGUUAUCAGAGCGAGCUAAAAAUUUUAUAUUACGUUGUUUUGAACCCAAUCCUGACGUUAGAGCUCCUGCCUCGGUUCUUUUAGAGGAUCCAUUUUUAUAUGAAAAGAAAAAAAGUUCACGUUUACCAGCACCACCAGACUUCAGUCGCAGUAUUUCGGUACCAGGCGACCGAAUUGAACGAUUGAAUAAUAAUAACAAUAAUAAUCGUGACAAAAUAAACAAUAAUGUUAUUUCAACGCCGCCGAUUCAAGCAUCACAAUCAGAUGAUAGCCAGCGGCGAAUGACUCUCACCAGGGUGUUGACUCAAGACGGAGCUACUCUCUGCAAAGUUUGGUUGGAAUAUAUUAACCGAGACGGCGCGCAGACAGUAAUAAAUAUACCGCAUCUGGAGUUAUUGCUGCGGGGCUUACGUGAUUAUAUAUCUGAUCGGAAUCAAGAUUCAAUUACCACGGCAUUACGGACACUUAAAGAAGAAUUGGCAUUUGACUCAACGACAAUUAAUCAACUACAAUUGGCUAUUUAUUUAUUUCAAACUGCUGUUAAUGAUGUUCUCAGAAUGCACAAACUCGGCGCCGGAUUAAUUGAUCAAGAGCGAGCUCAAGCGGGCGCAGACGGUCCCGAAGAAGGAUCAACGUCUGUUAUGUCAACCGUAAACUCUUUGAAAUCCCACAAGACUGUCGAUUCUAUAGAAAAUAAUAAAUAUUGGCGUGAAUAUCAAGAGCAAAUGGGUAAUUUGAAAAUAGAUAGCAUUAAACUAGUCCAAGAAUUACUCGAGAGUCAGAAAAUUUAUCAUACUCUGCUGCAAAAUGCCCUGGAGGAACAGAGAGCGCAAAUUGGUUCUCUGACUCAUCUUUGUGAGGACAUAAGUCGACGAUUUUCACGGCAAGAAUCCGGAUACAAUUCGAGUAUACACGGGACCGCAUCUCCACAACCGUCAUCAGUGUUGGUGCCUCAAAUAAGUGUGACAGAUCAUAAUACUCCGUCGAACACAGACAACAAACUCGUUGAAUGGCUCCAAGGUCUUGGCAUCGACGAUAUGUCUAUCGAAAGGAUAAUAUAUGAAGAAUACACGCUAGAUGAUAUUUUAAAUAGUAUUUCUAGAGAAGAUCUACGAAGAAUAAGACUCAAAGGUGGUAUUGAAUUAAAAAUUUGGUCGGCCAUAAUGUCACAUCGUAAUAAUAACUAA